ACCAGCCGACACGACCCGGCCACUAACACCUCUAACAGUAAACAAAAUGAAGUAAAAAGAAAUGCAAAAACCCAAAACCAGAUCGUUAAGAAAAGAGAGUGAAGUGAAGGACGCCACUGCUUACCGUAUAAUCUUAAGUCCCUUCCAACUACAACUCCGCCCCUCCCCCAAUUCCAUCCUAACUGCGGGUUUAUCGCAGUUUCAGAGAGCGAAAGAGAGAUGGUUUAUCGCAGGUUUCUUUGCAUAAAAGAUGCCGUAGCUUGCAUUAACGACAAAGUUGAUUUAAUUGCUGUCAUUCUUAAUUUCAGUUUGCCCCAAACAACCAGAGGCACCGAUUAUGUAUGUAAGCUAAAAAUAAUUGAUGAGUCACACCCCGAGAUUCCUGUUCAUGUAUUUGCUCAAGAAAUAGACCAUCUUCCUUUUGUUGCGGCUGUUGGUGAUAUUAUUCACCUUUCACGUGUCGUGAUGAGAAUCCAUGAAGGAGAUGUAUAUGCUAUAUUCAACAAAAAGUUCUCUUCAUUUGCUUUAUAUGACGGGAAGGAUGUUGAAAAUUUCCAACCUUAUCAAGUUCUUUUGAGAUAUGAAGCGAGAAAACAUGAUGCAAUGAUAAUAGCAGGUCUGAGAAAAUGGUUAGCGAGUUCUCAUGUCAUUGACGAGCCGAACUUCUCGUUAUUGGAGGAGAUCAACGAAGUGGGUCUGGUAAAUUUAGUAUGCAGGGUACUACAUAUAUGCAAAACUACUGAUGAUAAGUGGAUGGCCUUUAUUUGGGACGGAACUGAUGCACCACCUAUCAGUAUUUAUAAAAAGCCAGAAGAUGAAGAGCAUAAUCCACUCCCUCUACAUUUCAAACCGUUGCCUUCAUCAGGACAUGUGCUACAUACAUUUCCUACCGUUGGAACUAUAUUAAGGCUGAUCUUUGAUGUUGAGUGCAUGCCAUAUAUCCUUCAGUUGCUGAAAGUUUGUCAAUGGUUCAAACUUUUUUGUGUGGAAUGCAAAGUGCACGAAGGAUUAUGGUAUGGUGUGUUCACAUCAUAUUCGAAGAUCCGAGAUAUACCAAAUGUUGAUAUUCUCAUACUUGAGCGCCAGAGCAAUUAUGACUGCCGGUCAUUAGGUAAUCUAGAUCGGAUGCCAUCCUGGAGCUGUCCGUGGCCGUCAAAAAUCACAGAGGUUAACUGCAGUGCGCCAUUUGCUACAUUGAUGGAUGUUCUCACUUGUCAAAAGGUAAGAAAGAAAUUCAGGUGUGUAAUACGAUUCGUUGCUGUAAUUCCAUGGCGAGUAGAGUAUUUCCGCUCUCCUGAUGGAGUUUAUAGGGUUAAGUUCACCCUAGAGGAUCCAACUGCCCGAAUCCAUGCGUAUUCUUAUGCUGAAGAUGGGGAGAAAUUUUUCAAUGGAUUAUCCACUGGUGGACUGAAAAGGAAGCUAAAUGAGUUGCUUGGAGUACCUAAAAGUGAUGAUGAUGGACAGGAGGAAAUUGAGGGUGGUGCUAGAAAUCCACCAUGGGUACAAUGUUGCUUGAAAUCUCAUUCCAUUAAACGGCGCCGUUGGAUAUUUGAUACCAAGCUUGUUGGUUAACAAGUUUGACUGUACUUGCUUGGUAUGUAGGUAGGUUUGGUUAAGCUUAGGACUAACAAGGAAUUAAGUUAAGAUUGAUUAGGCCUUUGCUUUUGCACUUGCUGGUUAUGUGUAUAUUUUGUAUGACAUUAGUGACUACAUUAUGUGUAUAUGUGUAAAUCUGAUAUCCCUUUGCCUUAAUAAAAUAUAUAUGUAUGUAUAUAUUUUUUGUA
Molecule: messenger RNA, 1784 nt
Organism: Gossypium raimondii (Peruvian cotton)
Lineage: Eukaryota; Viridiplantae; Streptophyta; Magnoliopsida; Malvales; Malvaceae
Product: protection of telomeres protein 1b
Exons: 10
Coding region: 220-1572 (450 amino acids)
Biological process (GO): regulation of telomere maintenance via telomerase; telomere capping
Cellular component (GO): nuclear telomere cap complex; chromosome, telomeric region
Molecular function (GO): telomerase inhibitor activity; G-rich strand telomeric DNA binding
Source: RefSeq, a predicted model, not a curated record